Cuscuta epithymum is the source of this 1790-nucleotide messenger RNA. The record is from the annotation of a GenBank genome assembly. NCBI's taxonomy places the organism in Eukaryota, Viridiplantae, Streptophyta, Magnoliopsida, Solanales, Convolvulaceae.
GUUUUGAUCCUAUUAAGGUAAAUCUCCCGUUUAUUUUUGUGGUGUUUUCAAGUAAGUAUGUGACGCGGUGGCGUGUGCCCCGGAUCCGCUGUCCCUUCCGACAGACAUAAAGAAUAGGGGAAUAAAUAGGUAUGCGCAUUGCAUUUACUUCCUUUCUGCAUGGAUGAUGAUGAUGAUUUGUAUCUACCAAAUCGCAGCUCCAAGUGGGCCUCCACUUCCCUAAACUUACAAUUGAGAGAUGGCGGCUCUCCCGCAAUGCCCAUCAUCUUCACUUUCUGUACAUGCCUCAUCUCUCACCCGCACCUCUAUCUCUCCCCCCCAGUUGAACUUCAGGUAUAAGCCCAUUCCAGAUUUACCCCGGAUUACGAGCACCUGCUCUGCUGCUUUCUCUGCCUCGCCCAAUUCAUCCAUACCCUCUUUUUCUCAAUUGAUUGAAGCUUUAAUAAGUGGAAAAGACUUGACUGAAUCUGAAGCUGAAGAAUCUCUUGAGUUUCUGUUGGAUGGUGCAGACGAAGCUCUGAUUAGUGCAUUUCUUGUUCUCUUGAGGGCUAAAGGAGAAACCUAUGAAGAAGUGGUGGGAAUGGCAAGGGCUAUGAUAAAACAGUGUAGAAGAGUUGAAGGAUUAGAAUGCGCAGUUGUUGACAUUGUUGGCACAGGAGGUGAUGGUGUAAACACUGUAAAUAUCUCAACUGGCGCUUCCAUUCUUGCUGCUGCAUGUGGUGCCAAAGUUGCUAAGCAAGGGAAUAGGUCAAGCUCAUCUGCUUGUGGAAGUGCUGAUGUACUGGAAGCUCUAGGGGUUGCUAUUGAGCUAGACUCCGAGGGGGUAAAAAAGUGUGUAAAUGAAGCAGGAAUUGGAUUUAUGAUGUCCCCCAUUUACCACCCAGCAAUGAAGAUUGUUAGUCCUGUCAGGAAAAAACUAAACAUCAAGACAAUAUUUAAUAUCCUGGGCCCAAUGUUAAAUCCAGCCAGAGUUCCUUUUGCUGUUAUUGGAGUCAGCAAAGAAAACCUUGUCCAGAAAAUGGCUAAAGCGGUUCAACGGUUUGGCAUGAAAAGAGCAUUGGUAGUUCACUCAGAAGGCCUAGAUGAGAUGAGUCCUCUUGGUAGGGGCUCAAUCCUUGAUGUUACUCCGACUAAGAUUGAGAAAUUCCCAUUUGACCCACUGGAUUUUGGCAUUCCACGCUGCACUUUGGAGAGCUUGAAAGGUGGAUACCCUGACUACAAUGCUAUGACGCUUAAGCGAGUUCUACGCGGCGAAAGCGGACCAAUUGGUGACGCAUUGGUGUUAAAUGCAGCUGGAGCUCUCUUUGUCAGUGGACUUGUAGAAAGUUUGGGUGAAGGAGUGAGUCUUGCUCGAAGAACAUUACUCUCAGGCAGAGCUUUGGAUGUUCUUCAUCUUUGGAUUCAAGUUUCGAAUAAUGUCAAAGAGUCGUCACAUCUCAGUAGUCUAAGCAUAUAACGAUGGUCGCUCCAAAUGCUUGGCCAGCUGAGGAGUAUAUAUAUUGAUCCUGCUUCUUUUCCUUGGGAAUUCCAUCAUAAUAAAAAAUAAUUGUAGCCUUUAAUUAUUUUGGUACAUCGGGAAAUAAUAUUAGCCUUUAUUGUCACUGUACAAUUUAUAGAGGAAUGGCUUUCAAGGGUUAUUAUUACUGUACGUUUAUUUAUAGUGCUACAACUCUGCUGGUAGUAUUGUAAUAGUAAUAGUAAUAAUAACGAUAAGAGAUAAUAUACGGAGCACGCUACUUUUAAAAGAAGCAUGCUGACGUAAAUACAUAAUGAAUGGCUAAGAUUAUGGG